AAUAAAAAAUCUAAAAAUUUCUAAUUUAGAAGUAAAAAAACUAGAAGAAAUAAAGAAUAGCAAAAUCUAUUUAUUCAAAUAAUAGUAUAUUUUGAAAAAAUGACAUAGCGCGGUGAUUUAAAAUAAUAUUUUGACGAAAAAGAAGUUUAAAGUGAGCUUUAGGGAAUCAUUUCCCAAAUUUAGAAUCUUUAACCAGAAGCACAGGAAAUUAUUACAACCUAUUGCAUUUAGUGGUUCUAAUCAUUCUUCGACUCCCAAUGUGAAGUAGAAGACUUUUUGGGUGAAAUCAAAAAGCUAGAAGAACCUGAAUGUGAAUAAAAGUUGUUGGAAUUUAUCAAAAAGAAAAUAUCUCAAAUGGAAAGCAAGUCUAAGAAAGCAAAAGAGGAGAGUAAUACUUCUGCUAAGGCUUCAACCAUCCAUGACAGAAUUAAACCAAAGGGUAACAGCAACAAUGCUAAUUCUGGUGCUAAAAAUUAAGAAAAUCCUCAAACAAACUAACCUACUACAAAGAAAUUUGUAAAAAUAUUAGAAAAAGACGAAUAAAAGCUAAAAAAAGCAAAUGAAGCUGUUGAAAAUAAAAACAAUGCAAAUAACAACUAAAAUAAUAACUCAUCCAAUGCUAAUAACUAAGAAGAAAGUGAUGAAUAUUUAAUUAAAGAACUAGAAGACAAGAAGAAACAAAGAUGUAAAUAUUAUCCCAAUUGUAAAAAUGAAAAAACUUGCCCAUACAUUCAUCCAACUGAACCUUGCACUUUCUUCCCUACUUGUAAGUAUGGUUCUCAGUGUAUAAAUAAGCAUCCUGAUUGCAAAUAUGGUAAAUCAUGCCAAAGACCUGAUUGUUUCUACGAGCACCCUUUCCCAAAAAAGCAAGCCAUAAAUCCUUUCCUAUAAAUGUUAAUGAUGCCUAUGAUGAAUGCCUCUAAGAGAAAGAUUACUAAUAAGCCAAACGGUAAAAGACCUUUCCCUGGAAACACCCCAGGAUAAUUACAAGGUGGUGAAGAUUAAAAAUCUGAAGAUAAGCAAUAAUAACCUUGA
This is a messenger RNA of Tetrahymena thermophila SB210, 1035 nucleotides long. Its product is annotated as zinc finger protein, putative. Lineage: Eukaryota; Ciliophora; Oligohymenophorea; Hymenostomatida; Tetrahymenidae. Gene Ontology annotation, cellular component: nucleus; cytoplasm. The record is from RefSeq and is a predicted model, not a curated record. Gene Ontology annotation, biological process: regulation of mRNA stability. The transcript is spliced from 8 exons. Gene Ontology annotation, molecular function: poly(A) binding; metal ion binding.